Messenger RNA from Mytilus californianus (California mussel), 2580 nucleotides. Its product is annotated as sodium- and chloride-dependent glycine transporter 2-like. The record is from RefSeq and is a predicted model, not a curated record. The transcript has 14 exons. Gene Ontology annotation, biological process: sodium ion transmembrane transport. Gene Ontology annotation, cellular component: membrane. The coding region runs from base 365 to 2182 and encodes 605 amino acids. NCBI's taxonomy places the organism in Eukaryota, Metazoa, Mollusca, Bivalvia, Mytilida, Mytilidae.
UUAUUAAUAACAUUUCGACAUUUCUUUUUGUUCAUCGUAAUCUUAACGGUUCAAAUGAAAUAGAAAUGGAAUUGUUAAUAAGUUUUCUGUUUGAUUACUUCAGAUGUUAUGAUAUUUCAGAAUCAUCUGCAUAACUUAUAAGUUUCAAGGUAGUUCAUUAUACCAACUCUCCUUAGAGUGACGAUCAGCAUCGAAAUCGUGCACUUAAGUUUCACAUCUGAUAAAACAUUUAAAAGAUUCGUAAAUUUCGAUACUCAACACAAAAGAUUACCUGAAAAUUUGGAAAUAUUAUUGUUUGUUUCGUGGAGUGAUGGUCCACUGAUGUUUGGUUCAAUCACACAAAGUGCUUAAAAAAGGAAGUAUUAUGGCAGAAACCUUUCGGGGAAAUUGGUCAACAUGGUUCGAAUUCCUAUUUUCUUGCAUCGGGGAAAUGGUAGGAUUAGGAAACAUAUGGAGAUUUCCCUACAUUUGCUUCAAGAAUGGUGGAGGUGCUUUCCUUGUGCCAUACUUAAUCUUCAUGAUGCUGUUGGCUAUGCCUCUAGUCUUCCUGGAGUUUACUUAUGCACAGUAUUCAAACCUAGGUCCUGGAAAAGUAUGGCUGUGCUGUCCCUUGUUUAAAGGAAUUGGCUAUGGAAUGUUGACAUUAGUUGCUAUUUCUGGUAUUUACUAUAAUGUUAUUGUUUCAUGGACUUUAUAUUACUUUGGGAAUUCCUUUUCCUACAAAAUCCCAUGGGGUGAUUGUAACAAUGAAUGGAAUACAGACAAUUGUUAUCUGCGUGGUCAUACUGUAAACGACAGUCUAUUGAAUACCUCUUUUUUGAACAUUACCACUGAACAUGCAAAUAGAAGUGAUCAACAAUAUUCCACAAAUAUAACAAUUAUGAAUUUAUCAAGACAGACAAGUGCCGAGGAGUUCUGGGAACGACAUGUACUCGAUAUGACUGAUGGUAUUGAAAAUCAAGGCCAUUUACGAUGGCAGCUUGUGCUAUGUUUGCUAGCAGCCUGGACAGCGUUAUUUUUCUCUGUACUGAAAGGAAUUAAAACUUCAGGAAAGGUGAUGUAUGUAGCCUCUACUAUACCAUAUGUGUUCCUGCUGAUACUGCUUAUUAGGUCAUUGUUCUUACCUGGAGCUUUAAGUGGCUUGGCAUAUUUUUUUAUCCCGAGAUGGAAUGAUCUACUAAAAUUUUCGGUUUGGAGUGAUGCUGCUAUACAAGUAUUUUAUUCAUCAGGUCUUGGUAUAGGUGGUAUAAUAACACUAGCAAGCUACAACAAAUUCCACAACAAUUGCUACAGAGACGCCAUGAUCUUACCUGUCUUGGACACAUUUACAAGUUUGUUUGCAGGAUGUGUAGUGUUUUCCACAUUAGGUUACAUGGCUGAGGCCUCAAACGUUCAAAUUGAUGAUGUUGUCAAACAAGGCCCAGGUAUUGCAUUUAUGGUGUACCCGGAAGCCUUGGCAACCUUACCUCUACCUCAAGUAUGGUCUGUCUUCUUUUUCUUGAUGUUAUUUACAAUAGGUCUGAAUACAAUGAUCGUUCAAGUGCAAGUAAUAACUACAGGUAUAUUUGACAACUUUCCUAACUUAAAGCAGAGAGGCAAAACACUUACAAGACUAUUUGUAUGCAUAACUGGUUUUUUUCUUGGACUAAUGUGUGUUACUCAGGGUGGUGUUUAUAUUCUACAGUUAAUUGAUUGGUAUGCUGCAAGUGUAUCGUUAAUGUUCCUGUUGUUAUUAGAAGUGAUAGUACUUGCAUGGAUUUACAGCACAGAGAGGUUAUACUGUGACAUUGAAAUGAUGAUUGGGUUCAUGCCGAACCCUAUAUGGAAGAUUUGUUGGAGAAUAACAUGCCCAUUAAUAGUCGCAUCAUUAUGGAUUAUAAAUAAUGUUCAACAUGAACCAAUUAAGUAUGGAAAAAAGAGUUAUCCUUCCUGGGCCAUUGGUGUUGGGUGGAUAAUUGCCAUCGUGCCACUUAUAAUGAUUCCUACAGGAAUAGUGUUAUCCUUCCUGGCGGCAGAAGGGGAUUUUUUUCAAAGAUUACUUUCUACAUUGAAACCUAGCCCCUUGUGGAAACCAGCUGACACUAAAGGAGAAUCGGAUGGAAAUAACAUUGAAAUGAUUAAACUGAACAAACUUAGUGAUGUUAAUGGGGCUACUCAGUAUGGGAAAAUUGACAAACUGUGAGAUCACGACUACGAUCUCGAAAUACAAAUUGAAAAGUAUGAAAGGACUCUACAUUCCAAUUAAUGUAGUCGCCUUCUGCGAAAUUAAAAAAAAAUAUAUGUGAAUUGGAUUUGUCAGUUUGCUAAACGCUAACAUUGCUGUAGUAUAUUUAAAGCAACACAACAAGAAUACCUUCUUUGCCUGUGGUUUGCCUAAUUCCUGUUCCUGCGCUGCGAAUUUACAAAUUGGAUUGUCAUGUUUUAAGAUGAACUCUAUUCAAAAUAGAUCAUAAGGAAAUAUCGUUGAAAUUGUGACUCGAAUGCAAAUAGUGUAAGAUAAAUUUUCCGUACUAUUACGACAUUUGACUAUACUAAUCUGUCAAUUUGCUAUAUCACUAAAAUAAAUUUAUAUACUAUAAA